Strongylocentrotus purpuratus (purple sea urchin) is the source of this 2035-nucleotide messenger RNA. Its product is annotated as galactosylceramide sulfotransferase. NCBI's taxonomy places the organism in Eukaryota, Metazoa, Echinodermata, Echinoidea, Camarodonta, Strongylocentrotidae. Gene Ontology annotation, molecular function: galactosylceramide sulfotransferase activity. The coding region runs from base 100 to 1710 and encodes 536 amino acids. Gene Ontology annotation, biological process: glycolipid biosynthetic process. The record is from RefSeq and is a predicted model, not a curated record. The transcript has 2 exons. Gene Ontology annotation, cellular component: membrane.
AGCACUUCCCGAGGGUAGGCCGCGCCGACGAUAACAACGACGAUGAAUGUGCCAUCAAAUCUUCUGUCUUGAAACUGGGAGUGAAAUUAUGAAGAAAAGAUGAGGACAAAGUUGCGAUACGUGUUGCUGAUCGGAUCUGCAGUCCUGCUGCUUUGUUUUAUGUACCUGCAUUCUGGUUUAAAACAUCCCGACGUCGAUUCGAGAGGAGUUGAUAAAGAUGCUGACUCGGCUCGGAGAAGGAAACAAGCCCAUGUGGACGAUGGGAGACAGGACCACAUCUAUCAGCGAAGACAAGGCAAUGACCUGAUGGACAACAAUGGCUGGGAAGAAGAAGCCGGACUGGACAACCCAGAGAAGGAAGAUGUCGGUGGUGACGAAGAGAGCAACCUGGCCUCGCUGGAAGGAGACAAGGAUCCCAAGAAGGCCGAUGCCGAUGCAGGUGAUACGCUACCAAGACCAGACACUGUUCUAGAUGAAAGCCCUCUGAAGGUGGAGAAGACGAAGGUUGGCGCAAAGACAGAUUCAAAGGGAAAGUUGAAAGUCAAAAAGCCACCUGCUCCUGCUGUCGAUCCCGUAGCGAGGUUUGAUUGGAAUCGCAACAACGGAGGAGCUCGGCACGUGGCGCCACAGGUCGGUUUAACCGCAGACAAGUGCACUCCGAGGACGAACGUCACCUUCCUGAAGGUCCACAAGACUGGGAGCAGCACGGUACAGAAUAUAUUUCUCCGCUAUGGCGAUAAGAACUCUUUGAGCUUUGUACUUCCUGUGCAAGGACAUCACCUUGGUUACCCGAGUUUCUUCGAGAAGAAGCACAUGCUCAAAGUCAAGAAUGGUGUCUACAACAUCUACUGUCAUCACUCGCGCUUCAGCAACGAGGUCAGAGAGGUCAUGCCACCAAAUUCUGUCUACAUCAGCAUCCUUCGCGACCCUGUCAAGGUCUUUGAGAGCGCCUUCACCUACUUCAAGCUCGACAUGCGGAUGAAGAUGGGUGGCCAGAAGGACGCCAUGAAAAUCUUCAUGGACAACCCUAACAAGUUCUACAAUGACUUCCCCACCAAGGUGCACUCGCGGAAUGGAAUGCUGUAUGACUUUGGUGUCCCGCAAUCGCAAUUUGAUGAUCUCACGUUCGUCAAUCGUGCAAUAUCCAUGAUCAAUGAACAGUUUGAUUUAGUCAUGAUCGCAGAGUAUUUUGAUGAGUCGUUGAUCCUAAUGAAAGAACUUUUGUGUUGGAAGAUGGAAGACGUCACAGUCUUUAGACAAAAUGCCAGAAACGUGGAUUCAGUGCAGUCUGUCAACGGUGACAUGCACACAAAAAUCCAAUCAUGGAACUCCGGGGAUAUGCUCCUGUAUAACUACUUUAAUAAAACUCUCUGGGAAAAAAUUGAAAGGUACGGUCACGAGCGGAUGGAGCGGGACAAAGCGGAGCUCGAGAAGAAAACCAAGUCGUUGUUUGACCAUUGCAUUUCAACAAAUACUGCCCCCAGGGAAAAGGGGGAUUAUAAGGUCUGGCAGCCUCCGGGCGUCAACAUCAAUGCCUUUGUCUUACGGCCCGAGGCCAAGGGGAACAGACUGUGCGAGAGUAUGGUGAAACCUGAAAUACAAUACACCAUGGAGCUCAAGGUGAAACAGUUUCCAGACAUGAACUUUAGCCGCGUCAAGCAGAAAAGAAUUCCUUCCAACAUGAUGGGAGGGUUCAAACGCUCCCUCUAGAACUGUACUGAGCACUGUCCUGACAAUGCUAUCCAAGUUUGCCCAUCUUCUUCAUUUGCCCUACAAAUUGUUCAGGGGAUGCUUUGAAAUAUUCUCCGGCGAUAAUUGCUUUAGGCUUUUUUUUCUUCGUUGCAAUUGGGUUUAAGGUUAGUUUUCUUGUAAAGGAUUAGAAUUAGGGUUUAAUACAUGGAGGUUUGGUGUAUGGCACAAGGUUGAAAUCAAGAAUUACCGGUAGGUUAGUGUUAGCUUUAGACCACAGAGUCAGUGUGGCCUAAGCAUGCUUGACUUGCUUCUGCAUCCGUGCUACAGAUUGUUCAACGGAUGC